Quercus lobata is the source of this 2700-nucleotide messenger RNA. Its product is annotated as Pentatricopeptide repeat (PPR) superfamily protein. Gene Ontology annotation, biological process: RNA modification. The transcript has 2 exons. Gene Ontology annotation, molecular function: RNA binding; protein binding; zinc ion binding. NCBI's taxonomy places the organism in Eukaryota, Viridiplantae, Streptophyta, Magnoliopsida, Fagales, Fagaceae. The coding region runs from base 187 to 2580 and encodes 797 amino acids. The record is from RefSeq and is a predicted model, not a curated record.
GGCCAAUCAUGCCUCCAUGAUUGAUUUCAUUGUCUUAGAACAGAUGAUUGCAUUGCUGUUAUUAUGCAGAAGCAUCCUGGAUGGUUUGCAAUGUUGCCUAUCUUGGGUGUUGUUCUGACAAAGUGACAAGCCUGCCAUGUUGGGACUGGGACUGGAAGAGAACCAUGACUUGCAAGCUUUCUAAACAUGAGAAACACAUUGGACAUCCGUACAGUGGCCAAUCGUUACGCCGCACAACUGCAACUAUGUUGCUCCCAAAGAUCAACCUCUUACUGCAUAGCUCAAACCAUCCAUGCCCAUAUGAUAGCUUCUGGGUUCAAGCCACGUGGCCACAUCCUCAACCGUCUGAUGGAUAUCUAUUGCAAAUCAUCCAAUAUUGCCUAUGCUCUCCACCUGUUCAACAAAAUUCCUGAACCAGAUAUAGUGGCAAGAACGACGUUGAUUGCUGCAUACUCUACUGCAGGGAAUCUAAAGUUGUCUCAGGAAGUAUUUGGUGGAACCCCACUCAGUACGCGAGACACGGUUUUUUACAAUGCAAUGAUCACAGCUUAUUCCCAUAACAAUGAUGGCCAUGCUGCUAUUGAACUCUUUCGUGACAUGAGGCGAGACGACUUUAGGCCUGACAAUUACACUUUCACUAGUGUACUUGGUGCCUUGGCACUAAUAGUUGAGGAUGAAAAGUAUUGCCAACAGAUGCAUUGUGCAGUGCUAAAGUCGGGAACAGUUUUUGUUACUUCAGUGUUGAAUGCGCUUAUAUCCGCUUAUGUUAAGUGCGCAUCUUCACCAUUAGCAUCAUCGUCUUUAAUGAUGGGUGCAGCUAAAAAGUUGUUUGAUGAGAUGCCAAAUAAGGAUGAGUUAACAUGGACAACAAUGAUUACGGGGUAUGUGAGGAACAACAAUCUUGAUGCAGCCCGUGAAAUUCUUGAUGGGGUGACUGAAAAUAUCGGGGUUGCAUGGAAUGCAAUGAUUUCAGGUUAUGUGCACCAUGGUUUUAUUCAUGAAGCAUUAGAAAUGUUUAGGAGGAUGCAUUUGAAGGGGAUUCAGCAUGAUGGGUUUACCUACACGAGUGUAAUCAGUGCUUGCGCUUAUGCUGGAUUGUUCAAACAUGGAAAGCAAAUGCAUGCUUUCAUUUUGAAAACAGAAGAGAAACAUGAACCAGAAUUUUCGUUGUCUGUGAAUAAUGCAUUGGUUUCACUAUACGGGAAAUGUGGUAAAGUUGAAGAGGCAAGGGAGAUUUUUAAUAAGAUGCUCAUAAGAGAUCUUAUUUCAUGGAAUGCAAUCUUGUCUGCAUAUGUUAAUUUAGGGCGCAUUGUGGAAGCUAAGUCCUUUUUUAAGGAGAUGCCUGAGAGGAACCUUCUGUCAUGGACAGUGAUGAUAUCUGGUUUAGCACAAAAUGGGUUUGGAGAGGAAGGUUUGAAGCUGUUCAACCAAAUGAGAAUAGAGGGUUUUGAGCCAUGUGAUUAUGCAUUUGCAGGAGCAAUUACAUCUUGUGCAAUGCUUGGAGCUUUGGAGCAUGGACGUCAGCUCCAUGCUCAACUAGUUAAGUUGGGGCAUGAUUCAAGCCUCUCAGCUGGAAAUGCACUUAUCACAAUGUAUGCUAGAUGUGGCAUUGUUGAGGCUGCAAAUUGUGUGUUCCUUACAAUGCCUUGUUUAGAUUCGGUAUCUUGGAAUGCCAUGAUUGCAGCUUUAGGACAACAUGGACAUGGUCUCCAAGCAAUAGAACUUUUUGAACAGAUGUUGAAGGAAGAUAUAGUACCUGAUCGAAUAACUUUUCUCACUAUUCUCUCUGCUUGCAGCCAUGCUGGUUUAGUCAAAGAAGGACAUUGUUAUUUCAAUUCAAUGCGUGGUUGUUACAAUAUAACACCGGGUGAAGAUCAUUAUGCUCGAUUGAUUGACUUGUUGGUUCGAGCUGGGAAGUUUUCAGAAGCAAAUGAUGUGAUUGAAUCAAUGCCUUUUGAGCCAGGUGCACCAAUUUGGGAGGCUCUUCUUUCUGGUUGCCGAAUUCAUGGGAACAUGGAUUUAGGGAUUCAAGCUGCUGAACGACUCUUUGAACUAAUGCCACAACAUGAUGGGACCUAUGUACUUUUGUCAAACAUGUAUGCCACUGCAGGCAGGCAGAAUGAUGUGGCUAAGGUACGGAAAUUAAUGAGGGAUCGGGGUAUUAAGAAAGAGCCUGGUUGUAGUUGGAUUGAGGUUGAAAGCAAGGUUCAUGUGUUCCUGGUUAAUGAUACUGUGCACCCAGAGGUGCAAGCUGUGUAUAAUUAUCUAGAGCAAUUGGUACUUGAAAUGAGAAAGCUUGGUUAUGUCCCUGACACAAAGUUUGUGCUGCAUGAUAUGGAGGAAGCACAAAAGGAGUCUGUCUUGUAUACUCAUAGUGAGAAGCUUGCAGUUGUUUUUGGGCUUAUGAAGCUUCCUCUAGGAGCCACAAUUAGGGUUUUCAAGAACCUUAGGAUUUGUGGGGAUUGCCAUAAUGCAUUCAAGUUCAUGUCAAAAGUAGUAGGGAGAGAGAUAGUUGUAAGAGAUGGGAAGAGGUUUCAUCAUUUUAGAAAUGGUGAAUGUUCUUGUGGCAAUUACUGGUAGCUGGAUAUUUUGUCAGCCAAUUAUCUUUGCGAAGUUACAAUCAAAGAGAGAAUGCCCUAUUCCUCUUGUUCUUUUUGAUAGCCCCAAGGUGGUAAUUUAUAAAAUGGUCAUUCUUGCCAA